Messenger RNA from Fomitopsis serialis, 1188 nucleotides. Its product is annotated as UAA transporter family-domain-containing protein. Gene Ontology annotation, biological process: transmembrane transport. The record is from RefSeq and is a predicted model, not a curated record. The transcript is spliced from 9 exons. Gene Ontology annotation, molecular function: UDP-N-acetylglucosamine transmembrane transporter activity. NCBI's taxonomy places the organism in Eukaryota, Fungi, Basidiomycota, Agaricomycetes, Polyporales, Fomitopsidaceae. The coding region runs from base 1 to 1188 and encodes 395 amino acids. Gene Ontology annotation, cellular component: endoplasmic reticulum membrane; Golgi membrane.
AUGACUGGCGCGAACUGUGCCGCAGCGCUGCCCCGGCGCUUCCGCUCCGAACGGAAACCGAUCCCCCUUGGCUCGCAUGGUUGCAUCUCUCUCCGCACCACCCUCACGCUCGCCAGCUUGAUGGCCACGGGCAGCUCAAAGCACACCGGCAGCCCACCAAAAUACAUUGACCUAGCCAAAGCAAACGCACAGCGACCCGUCAGCGAUGGAGGCAGCACUCAGGAGGUCCAGCAUGUCUCGAAAAUCGUGGCGGGGUCGUUGGUAGAUUUUACGCUGAUACUCAGUCUGCUGUUUGGGGGAUGUUGCUCGAAUGUAUGGUCCUACGAAUACAUACUCAAGAUGGACCCACAUCUGGGUACCGCCCUGACCUUCUCGCAAAUGUGCUUCAUCACCUUGCACUCGCUGCCGUCGUUUUUGCAAUGGGACCGUUCCUGCAUCCCUCGCCUGCAGAGGAGGCACGUCCCGAUCCGUCAGUGGAUCGCGCAAGUACUUGUCCUGACAUCUAGCUCGCUCCUCAACAACUGGGCGUUUGCGUUUCAUGUGCCGCUUACGGUACAGAUUGUCUUCCGCUCCGCGGGUUUAGCCGUCUCCAUGCUAUUUGGCUUCCUGUUCUUCAAGAGACGCUAUUCACUGCCUCAAAUUGCCUCAGUAGUCAUUGUCAGCAUGGGUGUCCUCCUAGCAACGCUGUCCAAACCGUCAUCGUCGACGAAAUUGGAUACCGAUGAUCCAAGGGCUAGCAUGAGAUACGCACUAGGUGUGCUCAUGAUGACAACGUCGUUGUUCCUCACUGGAGCGCUCGGGUUACUUCAAGAACGUACCUAUAGCAUGUACGGCCCUUACUGGAAAGAGGGUGUAUUUUACACUCAUCUGCUCUCGAUACCAAUCUUCGUCUUCCUAGCGCCGGACGUGAAAAAUGGCUUCGACAGCUUCUGUCAACAACUCACAUCGCGCGUCACCUCGGUGUCGACCAACCUCGUGCUCACGGCCCGCAAAGCGAUCAGCCUGUGUAUCAGCGUGUGGUGGUUCGGCAACGGGUGGAAUGCGGAGCUCACGACGGGCGCGGGGAUGGUGUUCGCCGGUUCACUGCUAUACACGUGGUAUACCUCGGAAGGAGAGCACGAAGACGAAGAGCGACUAGACCUGUCGGACCUCAAGCCGCCCACGACGCCGACGUGCCACUCGGCCUAA